Apiotrichum porosum is the source of this 402-nucleotide messenger RNA. RefSeq lists its product as uncharacterized. Bases 1 to 402 code for a protein of 133 amino acids. The transcript has 2 exons. NCBI's taxonomy places the organism in Eukaryota, Fungi, Basidiomycota, Tremellomycetes, Trichosporonales, Trichosporonaceae. The record is from RefSeq and is a predicted model, not a curated record.
AUGGCCCCCCAGCCCGCUGUCAAGACACCCAGAGGUAAACCACCUCGCGACAAGAGGGAAGCCGCCAUCAAGUACAACGAACGCCGCAACUUCCGACGCCGCAUGGCCCGCGUCGAGUCUGACAACCGCCGAGCCGCGGCCAUGGAAGCGGCCAAAGUGGACCACAUCACCAGCGCAAAACCACGUACACCACCCGUCCACAUGGGCCGGGACUACUGGAAGAACAAGUCCAAGCACCUGGAGAGCAAGCUCAAGGACAAGCACGUCUUCCCCAUCAUGUGCGAUGGCUGUAUCGAGAAGGGUGUGAGCGAGUGCUUCCGUGAGCGUGGUGGCAAAAAGCGCAAGUGCAUGCUUUGCGGCAACAAGGCCUGUUCGCAUCACAUCAGAAAGUCUCAAAUGUAA